AUGGCUGAUAAUCCUGAGCCCUUGUACGACUCCUCCGGCGAUAAAGUCGUCACUGGCACCCGAUACUACCUCCUACCAGCGUUUAGUGGAGAUGGAGGUGGUUUUUAUACCACAAGUCCAUUCUGCCCAGGGGAUAUCUACCAAGAAAGUUCAGAUUCAUCGUUGGGUCAGCCAGUAGUAUUCUACGGUGCCAACUACAGUACCUAUGAUUAUAAAGUAGGUAAUGUUAUCUAUGAGUCCACUGAUUUGAACAUCCACUUCCCUUCUCAACUUUGUUUGCUUUUACCAAAUGCGUGGAUUGUUGGCCCAUAUGAUAGCACAGUGGGUGCAUGGAUCAUUACAGCAAGUGGGAGGAUAGGAUUCCCAGGAGGUCCAGGACCGAUUUGGUUCAAGUUUGAGAAAUUCAGAGACAAUGAAUACGUCUUGCUUUUUGAUCCCUCAGUUUGUGAGUUUUGUCAGAAUAUACCUAAGAGCUAUGUUGGGAUCGUUUCUGAGUUCGAUAGGCGUCCUGCUUUAAAUAAUAACUCACCUUUGCGUUUGAAGAUUGUCAAAGCGUCAGAUGUUCUCCAAGUUCAAGAAGCAAGACUCAACAAGGCAAUGAUUGCUAGUGUGGUUUAG
Molecule: messenger RNA, 618 nt
Organism: Diospyros lotus (date-plum)
Lineage: Eukaryota; Viridiplantae; Streptophyta; Magnoliopsida; Ericales; Ebenaceae
Product: kunitz trypsin inhibitor 5-like
Exons: 1
Coding region: 1-618 (205 amino acids)
Molecular function (GO): endopeptidase inhibitor activity
Source: RefSeq, a predicted model, not a curated record